Pristis pectinata (smalltooth sawfish) is the source of this 1484-nucleotide messenger RNA. Its product is annotated as lipid droplet assembly factor 1-A-like. The record is from RefSeq and is a predicted model, not a curated record. NCBI's taxonomy places the organism in Eukaryota, Metazoa, Chordata, Chondrichthyes, Rhinopristiformes, Pristidae. The transcript has 5 exons. Bases 285 to 791 code for a protein of 168 amino acids.
UCAACAGUAAAUACGCGUCUCAGAGAUUCCGGAACGACGAACACUGUUUCCGGGGCUUGAUUCACUCUGCGAUUUUGCGGGGCAUAGUGUGAGGAAAGUAAAUCAAUGGGGGGAAAUCUGAGGUGCAACUGACGGCGCUGCCCCGACGGUGGAAGGAAAUAAGAACCGAGGCCGAGGGGGUAGGAGGCUCACCGAGGCCGGGAGGACGGCGGCCUGGUAAGGCAGCAGCUAAUCUGCAGAGUAUAUUAGUGUCAUUAAGAAUCCCCCAGCUGCAAAUAAGUGAAAUGCAAGGAGAAAUGUCAAACAUUGAUGGGUUACCGUUAUCAAGGGAAAUGCAGGACUUACAGAAUCGAUUUAAUACAAUGAUGCAAAGAAUCAACAGCAACUCAAAGGUUGCAGCCUUCAUGAACUCCUCUUUAGGACGGUACUUGGAUGACCACCCCUUCCUUGCCUUAUUACUGCUUGUUUUUACCAUAAUGUCAGCUGUGCCUGUUGGCUUGUUCCUGAUUUUCGCAGUGAUUACAUCCCUUCUGGCCUGUGUUGGUUUCAUUAUUAUGGAAGGUCUGAUGCUGUCAGUAGGUGGAGUCAUCCUCCUUUGUUUUCUAUGUGGAAUGGUUCUCAUUUCAUUGGCCAUCUCUUCUCUUCUGACUAUUUGCUAUUUUACUUUCUCCACAACGAUGAAUUAUUAUCACAGUUCAAGCGUUGCAAGCAAGAAAGAAGAAACCAUCAGCUCCUCUGCAAAAUUGUAUCCAGCUGAUACGGAAUCUAAAUCCACCUUGAAGGAGGAAUAGACACUAAUAUACAGCUAGAGUUUCUGCAUUAACUUCUAUUUAUGGAAAACUUCUAUUUUUCUUUCUAUGAAGAGGACUCUGUGUUUUGGAAUAACGUUACAUUUUUGUUGCAUCUCAAGCUGUUAGGUUGUUUUCUAUCAUAAUGAGAAUUUUUGUCCAGUUUAAACUUAAAGGAAAUCUGUAUCAACACGUGGCCAUUUCGAUGUUUUCUAACUACUACUUGAUAGUAAUAUUUUUGAUCUGUUAAUUAAUUUAACAUUGAAAUCAAUAAUAAAUAAUCCUAAAAAUUGAUUUAAUACAUUUUGAAACACAAGGACAGUGGUAUAUAAAGAACUGAAACUGGGGACAUAGGUAGUUUCUGUCUGUUAAGAAGUUUGAAAAGGCUACAAACAAUGAAAAAUCCAACAUUAGGGAAGGAUGAAAUUCAUUGUGGCCAUUGCAUAAAAAUCCUCAUUUUGUACUUGCCUAAACUGUCAUUAAAUUAUUGGGAUUAAAGAGAAACAUGGUCUGUUUCCCAAUAUUUCUUGGAGAGAGCAACAUAUAUACAAUAUAACCUUUUGUUUUUAACUGGCAUUAGUAUUUUGACUGUAUUAAUAAUGCAAUAGUCACCAAACCUGUAUUAUGUGCCCUUAUUAUAUUUUACGUGUUGGAAUUAAAGUUGCAGAGUGAAUAGAAACGAUUUACCUCUACAGU